Molecule: messenger RNA, 1020 nt
Organism: Ustilaginoidea virens
Lineage: Eukaryota; Fungi; Ascomycota; Sordariomycetes; Hypocreales; Clavicipitaceae
Exons: 3
Coding region: 1-1020 (339 amino acids)
Biological process (GO): fructose 1,6-bisphosphate metabolic process; sucrose biosynthetic process; fructose metabolic process
Cellular component (GO): cytosol; cytoplasm
Molecular function (GO): fructose 1,6-bisphosphate 1-phosphatase activity
Source: RefSeq, a predicted model, not a curated record
AUGGAAGACCGUGGAAAUGGCGAAAAGGUCAACACCAGCAUCGUCACGCUGACUCGCUUCCUGAACGAGGAGCAGACCAAGCACAAGGAAGCCAGCGGUGACUUUACCCUGCUCUGCCACGCCCUCCAGUUCUCCUUCAAGUCCAUCGCCUACUACAUCCGCCGCGCCACCCUCGUCAACCUCACCGGCCUGGCCGGCUCGUCCAACACCACCGGCGACGAGCAGAAGAAGCUCGACGUCAUCUCCAACGACCUCUUCAUCGAGGCCAUGCGCUCGUCCGGCAAGUGCGCCCUGCUCGUGUCCGAGGAGGAGGACGACGUCAUCUUCUUCGGCGGCGACGCCGGGGCCCGCUACGCCGUCGCGUGCGACCCCAUCGACGGCUCGUCCAACCUCGACGCCGGCGUGUCGGUCGGCACCAUCUUCGCCGUCCACAAGCUGCCCGAGGGCUCCGCCGGCCGCCGCGAGGACAUGCUCAAGCCGGGCACCGAGCUGGUGGCCGCCGGCUUCACCAUGUACGGCGCCUCGGCCCAGCUCGUGCUGACCAUGCAGGACAGCUCCGUCAACGGCUUCACCCUCGACAACGGCAUCGGCGAGUUCAUCCUGACGCACCCGGACAUGCGCAUCCCCCGCUCCCGGGCCAUCUACUCGGUCAACGAGGGCAACUCGCUGUACUGGGAGGACAGCACCGUCGGCUACUUUGCCUCGCUGAAGCAGGCCCAGGCCGACGGGAAGCCCUACUCGUCGCGGUACAUUGGGUCCAUGGUGGCCGACGCCUACCGCACCCUGCUGUACGGCGGCAUCUUUGCCUACCCGGCCGACAAGAAGAGCCCCAAGGGCAAGCUGCGCAUCCUGUACGAGUGCGCGCCCAUGGCCAUGGUGUUUGAAAACGCUGGCGGCCAGGCUGUGGACAGCAACAUGAGGCGCAUGAUGGAGGUUGUGCCCGAGCACAUCCACGACCGCUCCGGCAUCUUUAUGGGGAGCUUUGACGAGGUGGAAAAGGUCAAGUCGUUCCACAAGUAG